Molecule: messenger RNA, 725 nt
Organism: Ectocarpus siliculosus
Lineage: Eukaryota; Phaeophyceae; Ectocarpales; Ectocarpaceae
Source: the annotation of a GenBank genome assembly
AUGGGCCAGGGCCUUCGACGCGGAGUGUCUUGCAAGUCGAUGGCCGGCAGCUCCCAUGGUGUACUGGUGAAACCCUUGCUUGCGGCAUUGAGAGAUUCGACUGCUCGCCAAGGGCAGGCAGGAAAUGUGACCGGAUUUCCUACGGUGCGGCGAAUUCGCGGACCGCGACUUCAGAUUCUUGAUUGCAGUUACAGCGUAGACACAUAGACACAAGACACAGCAGUGGCCACGCAAGCUCUUGGCUGCCUAUUUUUCGUCCGUGCCUCCCCGGUUGCCUCCUCUUGUUUGAAGGUCAUGCAAUACAGUAGUGGGGGGGCAUCAACACUCCCGGUCAAAUGGCAAGGCACAGAGAGAAUAUGCAUGUUACGCAAAUAUUAAUAUUACAAAAGUACAGCAGGAGUGGGCCCUGUAUUUUUUUUUUUUUGUCUUCACUUCAAAUCAGCGCUCACAGCACUACUUAUAAUAGUGCCGUUUACUCCAACCCGUGGUCGCACAGAAGAGCCCCUCUCUACCCUCCCCUCCUGCGGCACUUUGCCUUCGAUUUUUAGGGCGAGAAGAGUUCAGCACUCUCUUCCCUCUGUGUACACACGAACCAGCGCUAUCCACUAGGCCAGAAGCGGAAGCGAGAGAAAAAUUCACUUUGCAAGAGAAGCUCGCUUCCGCCGGGAUUCGAACCCCUGACCUGACCUUUAGAUGGUUUCGAGGAUACCAACUAGACCACCGGG